Penicillium cosmopolitanum is the source of this 1614-nucleotide messenger RNA. Its product is annotated as putative endosome-associated ubiquitin isopeptidase (AmsH). Gene Ontology annotation, cellular component: endosome; membrane. Lineage: Eukaryota; Fungi; Ascomycota; Eurotiomycetes; Eurotiales; Aspergillaceae. Gene Ontology annotation, molecular function: K63-linked deubiquitinase activity; metal-dependent deubiquitinase activity; protein binding. Gene Ontology annotation, biological process: protein K63-linked deubiquitination. The transcript has 2 exons. Bases 1 to 1614 code for a protein of 537 amino acids. The record is from RefSeq and is a predicted model, not a curated record.
AUGGCUUCUAUUCCGCCAGUAAUGGGCACUGCGGGUAGCCCGCCCCAAAGUGUCGAAAGGAUCACUCGCAUCGCUCAGGAUUACGAGUACAACCCCGCGGUCCCGCUCCGGUAUUGGCUGCGGACAGCGGCUACACUGAAUCGCGAGGCCCAAAUUUACGAACGCGAAGGCCACGACGAACAAGCAUAUCUUCUCCUUUUCCGACACGCCCAGCUGGUUCUGGUCCACCUCACCAAACACCCAGAUUCUCUCAAAGAUAGUCAGGUUAAAAAGGCUUUGGUCGCAGCUGAAAAACUGGUAGAUGCAAAUCUCCGCAAGUUGGAGGCGCUCAAGCCGCGCAUCAAUAAACGAUAUGAUCGCUACACCCAAGUUAUGCGCGAUCGCCAAUCACGCAAACUGUCAACGGAAGUCAGCUUUACAACCGAACCACGAGACCGUGUCAUCGAUCCCGCUUUGACUGGCGUUGCCAAACCCCUGGAAGCCGGCGAAAACAGGGACCUUGCGGUCCGUCUAGCGCAGUCAGAGCUUACCCGCCGGGCUACUGUUCGGAGGACACAAGAACAAGGCGAUGACGACAGCCGGCGAGCUGCGGGGGUAUGGGGCAACUGGGAGGAUGCCUUGAAGACGAAUGAUCGGGGAGGCGAUGACUUGAGUCAACGGAUCCAGAAUAUUCGCUCCAAUAUCGGGCCCGCGCCCAAGGCCAAUGUCGCACGCCAAAAGCCUACUGCGCCAGAUAUUCCUCCACGCGUCUCCUCCGCAUACAAAUACCCUACCGUCCCUCGCCAAAACACCCUGGAACCCUUUGUCCCGCAAGCCCAGAUCGCUAUCCACGAUAAGAACGCCGAACGACAACCACCCCCAGUCCCUCCUCCAAAGGAACAUAUUGCGCCGAGCAGAGCUUCGUUCGUGGAUGGCGCAUCGGUAGAGCCACCAGCCCUCCCAGCAAAGGUAUCCUCACCACCGCCUCCUCCCGAGAAAUCACCCUUGCCCGAGGCCCAGUCUGCGCGUUCCAAUCUCGACCCAGCAAGCUACACGUUCAAGCCAUCGGCAUAUUUGGAAAACGGCAGUCCUCUUCGCUCUGUCUUUCUCCCGGCAAAUCUCCGUACCCAAUUCCUGUCCGCUGUUGCCACCAACACGCAGCGCAACUUGGAAACAUGCGGAAUUCUCUGCGGCACAUUGGUGUCGAAUGCGCUGUUUAUCUCCAAAUUACUUAUCCCCGAGCAGACUGCGACAUCAGACACGUGUGAGACAACAAACGAGUCUGCUAUUUUCGAGUUCUGUGACUCAGAGGACUUAUUGAUGCUUGGCUGGAUCCACACGCAUCCUUCGCAGACCUGCUUCAUGAGCUCGCGCGACUUGCACACCCACUGCGGCUACCAAGUCAUGCUCGCAGAGAGUAUCGCAAUAGUUUGCGCUCCGAGCAAGACUCCCGACUGGGGAGUCUUUCGUCUCACCGAUCCUCCUGGAUUAAAGACUGUACUCAACUGUACCCAGACUGGUCUGUUCCACCCGCAUGCUGAAGAUAAUAUAUAUACGGGAGCAUUGAGACCCGGCCAUGUGUUUGAGGUCAAUGGACUGGAGUUCGAGACGGUAGACCUGCGCCCGAAGAACUAG